Messenger RNA from Drosophila obscura, 1273 nucleotides. It is a transcript of the gene Cdc42, whose product is annotated as cdc42 homolog. Gene Ontology annotation, biological process: small GTPase-mediated signal transduction. Gene Ontology annotation, molecular function: GTPase activity; GTP binding. NCBI's taxonomy places the organism in Eukaryota, Metazoa, Arthropoda, Insecta, Diptera, Drosophilidae. The record is from RefSeq and is a predicted model, not a curated record. The coding region runs from base 123 to 698 and encodes 191 amino acids. The transcript is spliced from 3 exons.
UCGAUGGUUUGACACCUCUGUUCCGUAAAAAAAAUUGAGCCCAACCCACUCCAAAAAAGAAAAAGAAAUAGAACGGACGUCUAGUACGUACCAGAAUUACAAUAAAUUGAGUUUUCCACAAAAUGCAAACCAUCAAGUGUGUGGUCGUUGGCGACGGAGCUGUGGGUAAGACCUGCCUGCUCAUCUCCUACACAACCAACAAAUUUCCAUCGGAAUAUGUGCCAACUGUAUUUGACAAUUAUGCGGUGACGGUGAUGAUUGGCGGCGAGCCCUACACACUGGGCCUGUUCGAUACGGCCGGUCAGGAGGAUUACGAUAGGCUUCGCCCUUUGUCCUAUCCGCAGACAGAUGUCUUUCUCGUAUGCUUCUCGGUGGUCAGUCCCAGUUCAUUUGAGAAUGUUAAAGAAAAGUGGGUUCCUGAGAUCACGCACCAUUGCCAGAAGACGCCAUUCCUGCUGGUGGGCACACAGAUCGAUUUGCGCGACGAGACCAGCACACUUGAGAAGUUGGCCAAGAACAAGCAAAAGCCCAUCACCAUGGAACAGGGCGAGAAGCUGGCCAAAGAGCUGAAGGCCGUCAAAUAUGUCGAGUGUUCGGCUCUCACACAAAAGGGUCUGAAAAAUGUCUUCGAUGAGGCCAUACUGGCCGCCCUGGAGCCACCAGAACCCACCAAGAAAAGGAAGUGCAAAUUCUUAUAAUUCUUUUUUUUUUUUCUCUCUUUCUCUCAUGUCCUAUAUAUGUGUCUGUUUUUUUCGGCGUUUCCACACUACAAUGUCCCUGCUUCUGCCUUUAUAGACAAGUCUCUUACCCCCAAGAUAAGUUUUAAAGUUUUAAUUGUAGAAUUCUACACUAGUUGCAGUCCUCCUCCCCCCAGUCCCAGUCUCUAGUACUUCAGAUGGUUCCUCUGUGAGCCAUCCGUCCGCAUUUCCUAUCAUUUUAUUGGGUAAAGCUGCUGUUUAAUUUGAAUCCAGUCUGAAUAGUAUCUUUUUUACACUAUGGAUAAAGGCUUCCGCCCCAGCCCAGACCCAACCCCAAAAUCCAAAGCCUUGGCAAAUGGAAUCAAAUAUAAAUCAAACAAAAUUCUUCGCCCGACCCCAAAGCCAGUCGGGUCGGUCCCACUACUCCAUUUUUGCACCCACUGUAGUUUUUUUUUUUUGGCGAAAUUUCUCUAAUUAAGUGAAAAAAGUAAAGAUGAUGAAACACAAUAACAAUAUAGCGAAACAAAUUAUUUAUAUAUAACUUUAUAUAUACAACAAAAAAAGUCGUAAGUGAA